AUGGGUAGGCGUAAGAUUGAAAUUCAAAGGAUCUCUGAUGACAGAAAUAGGGCUGUCACAUUUAUAAAGCGCAAGGCCGGUCUCUUCAAAAAAGCUCAUGAACUCUCCGUUCUUUGUCAGGUGGAUAUAGCCGUUAUCAUACUAGGUUCUAAUAAUACUUUUUAUGAGUUUUCCUCCGUGGAUACGAAUGAUCUGAUUGACCAUUACCAGAAUGACAAGAAUCUGCUCCAUGAAGUGAAGGACCCCUCUGAUUACGGGGACUUCCACAAGAGUGCGUCGGUUAACGUAAACGUAGAACUACUGAGGUCAUCUAUGGCCAAUAAAUUUUCUAAGUCAAAUCCUACGGCAAUGCAACAGGUGGAAAGUGACGGUGAUGACAACAGGGAGGAGGAAGAGGAAGAGGAAGAAAAUGGUCAGGAAAGAGACUCAAAUCUAAAUUCGAAUGCAAAAACUUCUGAUAAAAGUAUAUCGAGUACACAGUUGAAGCUAUUAUCUCCAACCACCCUCAAUUCAAAAAUGGACGGCAACGACCACAGUAAACGCCAUGCCGACAAUGCAUUGCCGCCUCUACAGCGCUUGAAAAGAUUAAAACCGGAUCCCUCACAAAUCAAUAACAGGUCUCCGCGGCAGCAGCAACAACAACAGCAACAGCAACAAAGCAUACCAAGACCAUACCACGGUAACAUGUAUAACCUGAAUCAACCUUCAUCCAGUUCAUCUUCUCCUUCCACGAUGGAUUUUCCCAAAUUGCCAAGUUUUCAAAACUCUUACUUCAAUACCCGUUCUCAACCAAUUUCGAUUUCACCAAAUAAAUUUAAUAGGCCGUUCAUAAGUGCAGCUGCUAGAACCCCUAAACAGGAUCAUAAGCUUAACAACAACAAUAACAAUAAUAAUGAUAAUAGUACUUACACACAGUCCCCACCUAGCUCUUUAGAAGACUCCAUUCUGCAAACUGUCAAAGCGAGAAGGAAACUGGCUACGAGACCAGUGCUUCGUGUGAGAAUCCCAAAUAACAACUUCAGCAGCAAUUCUGCUAUUCCAAGUGAACCUUCUUCUGCAUCAUCUACAUCGGCGAACGGGAAUAGCACGGGAUCUUCAGAAAUUAUAAAAGAAUGUAGGACAAGCCGAUCCACCAAGGCUUCCCCAUUAUCGGCUUCUGGUUCAGGCUCCUUGACUCUUCAAAAGGGUAAUAGUGGUAGAGUAGUAAUAAAACUGCCAAAUGCGAACACAUCUAACAGUAUUAAUAAUAACAAUGGAAACAAUAACAACAACCAUCAUCAUCAUCCAUAUUCAUUCGGAAAUGGCUCUUCACCACUUUUUUCUGCAACGCAACCAUACGUCGCCACCCCUUUACAACCAUCGAAUAUUCCUGGCGGACCUUUUCAACAAAAUACAUCCUCUUUCUUAGCUCAAAGGCAUGCACAACAAUAUCAGCAAAUGCCUUUCAAAAAGCAAAGUCAAGCUGCCCCAUUAGCCUCAGCAUUAGUGGGACGCCCUCCUCCAACUUUUUCUGGACCUGAGAAUAGCAAUGGUCCUCCAACUGGUUCGCUACCAUCGAAAUUUGUACACGAUUUGAUGAGUAACUCUCCAAACGUUUCUUCCAUGCCAAUGUUCUCGGACUGGGCAAUGGGACCGAACAGCGCUAAACCCGGCAAUACAAGCAGUGCCGGUACUUUCCCUCCUCUACAGACGACUACAAAUAACAACAGCAACGGCAACAACAAUUACUACAACAACACUGGCGACGUACCCGUAAGCGGAGCUUCCAUGCCACAACAUACCAGCGGAGGUGACACAAAUAAUCAGCCCAACUCAAACACCUAUGAUGCCGGUGCGGCAUCAUAUAAUGGUAAUACCGGGUUAACUCCAUAUAUAAAUACUGCUCAAACACCAUUAGGUACAAAAUUUUUCAAUUUCUCUACUGACAUCUCAGGAGAGAAGAAUUCAAGUAAAAUUUGA
Molecule: messenger RNA, 1959 nt
Organism: Saccharomyces kudriavzevii IFO 1802
Lineage: Eukaryota; Fungi; Ascomycota; Saccharomycetes; Saccharomycetales; Saccharomycetaceae
Gene: RLM1
Product: Rlm1p
Exons: 1
Coding region: 1-1959 (652 amino acids)
Biological process (GO): positive regulation of transcription by RNA polymerase II
Molecular function (GO): protein dimerization activity; DNA-binding transcription factor activity, RNA polymerase II-specific; RNA polymerase II cis-regulatory region sequence-specific DNA binding
Source: RefSeq, a predicted model, not a curated record